CAGUACAUACAGCUAGCGCCAAUUACAGUGCACUGGACGAUAGCUAGCCUCGAGCUGCUGCGUCGCGAAAUUUUAUCGCAGCAAAGCUUCAAUCGCAGCAGCAAAACACCACCGGCUGCGAUCCCACUAUGCAGCGUGCGAGACCAUGUCGAAGAACUGGGCAUCGACGCUGAGGCUGCCCAAAUCGACAUUUCCGCCGCGUCCCCAGGGGCAACUCCGGGACAAGUACAUCCAGCGAUGCGCCGACGAUCUGUACCGGUGGCAGGCCGCCAACCGCCCCGCCGACGGCGAGUUCGUACUACACGAUGGCCCGCCCUACGCCAACGGCAGCCUGCACGCCGGGCACGCCCUCAACAAGAUCCUCAAGGACGUCAUUCUCCGCGUCAAGGUCCAGCAAGGCCGCCGCGUUACGUACAUCCCCGGGUGGGACUGCCACGGGCUGCCCAUUGAGCUCAAGGCCGUCGGGCCCGGGGGCAGGCGCAUGGCGCCCGGCAAGAUCCGCGAGGCUGCCCGCAAGCUCGCCACUAAGACGGUGCUCUCGCAGAUGAAGAGCUUCCGCACCUACGCCGUCAUGGGCGACUGGGAGCGGCGGUGGACCACCAUGAACAUGGCUUUUGAGAUCCGGCAGCUGCGCCUCUUCCAGCGCAUGGCCCGCCGCGGGCUCGUCUACCGGAAGUACAAGCCCGUCUACUGGUCGCCGUCGUCGGGCACCGCGCUUGCCGAGGCCGAGCUCGAGUACCCCCAGGGCCACGUGUCCACCGCCGCCUAUGUGCGGUUCCCCAUCGUCGGCGACUACAGCCGUCUACCCGGGCUGCAGGGCCUCGACGGCCGGCUGUUCGCCGUCGUGUGGACGACGACGCCGUGGACCCUGCCCGCGAACCGAGCCAUUGCCGUGCACGACGACCUGGCGUACCACAUUGUCCGGGCUGGGAACGACGCCGUCCUGGUUGCCGAGGGCUGUCUGGACCGCGUCUCGAAAAUUCUCGGGGGGGGCGAGCCUGACGUGCUCGGCACGUUCCAAGGCAGCGAGCUUACCGGUCUGCAAUACGUCAACAUGCUCCGCGGCAAGUCGGCCACCCCGCAGCCCGUCAUCCACGGCUCAUUUGUCACGGCCGAGUCGGGCAGCGGGCUCGUGCACUGCGCCCCCGGACACGGGUUCGAAGACUACGUGGCGUGCAGCGCGCUCGGCAUCCCCGUCGCGGCCCCCGUGGACAACGACGGCCUGUUCACCGACGAGGCGUACCCAGACGACCCCGAGCGGCUGAGGGGCGUGGCCGUUCUCGACGGCGGCAGCGCGGCCGUGCUCGCGCUGCUCGGCGACGCCGUGCUCGACGUGCACGAGUACCGGCACAAGUACCCGUACGACUGGCGGACCAAGCAGCCCAUCAUCGUGCGGGCCACGGCGCAGUGGUUUGCCGACGUGGCGUCGAUCAAGGAACAGGCGCUCGAGGCGCUCGACGAGGUGCGCUUCGUGCCCGAGGGCGGCAGGAACAGGCUCGAGGCGUUUGUCAAGGGCCGCAGCGAGUGGUGCAUCUCGCGGCAGCGCGCGUGGGGCGUGCCGAUCCCCGCACUGUACGACGCGAGCGGCGAGGCCGUCAUGACUGAGCAGACCAUCGACCACAUCGUGUCCGUCAUCGAGGAGAGGGGCACCGACGCGUGGUGGACCGACGCGCCCGGCGACCCGGCCUGGAUCCCCGCCGCACUGGGCAGCGCGGCCGGCUACACGCGCGGCCGCGACACGAUGGACGUGUGGUUCGACAGCGGCAGCAGCUGGACCAUGACGGACCGACAGGCCGACGUCUACCUCGAGGGCUCGGACCAGCACCGCGGCUGGUUCCAGUCCAGCCUGCUGACGCGCGUGGCGGCCAUGGCGAGCCAGACGCCCCCGAGCACGGCGGCGGUUGGGCUAUCGCCGUUCAGGACGCUGAUCACGCACGGCUUUACGCUAGACCAGAGCGGCAAGAAGAUGUCCAAAUCGCUAGGCAACGUCGUGUCGGCGGACCAGGUCAUGGACGGGUCGCUGCUCCCGCCGCUCAAGACCAAGGGCGGCGGCACGUCCAAGGACGCGCUCGGCCCGGAUGCACUGCGGCUGUGGGCGGCCAGCGGCGACUACACGCGCGACAUGGUGCUCGGGCAGCCGGUGCUCAAGGCCGUUCACCAGUCGCUGCUCAAGUACCGCACCACCAUCAAGAUGCUGACAGGGUCCAUGCACGAGUCGGCUCGGACGGCGCCGCUAACGGUGGUCGACCGCAUCGCGCUUCUCCAGCUCCAGGACGUCAUGGACGAGGUGGGCCGACACUACGACAACUACGAGUUCAACAAGGCGCUCGGCAGCCUGAACCGGUGGCUCGCCAACGACCUGUCGGCCUUUUACCUCGAGGCACUCAAAGACCGGCUUUACUGCGCCGACGGCGGCGGGGUGGUGGAGCCGAUCCUGGCGGGCCUGCUGCGCAUGCUGGCGCCCGUCACGCCGGUGCUGGUCGAGGAGGCCUGGGACCACCGGCCGGCAUGGCUGAAGCAGGACGCGGCGGCGGUGCACCCGCUGCGGCAGCUCUACUCGGCCCCCGUCAUCGACGCCAGCCGCCUCGCGGGCGACGAGGCGGAACUCCGCGCGGCGGUGCCGGUGCUGAUGGCGACGCACGCGGCUAUCAAGGCGGCGGCCGAGGCGGCGCGGGUGGCCAAGGCGCUCGGGUCGUCGCUGCAGUGCGCCGUAGUCCUACGGGUGCCGAGCGGCGCGGCGCUGUCGGUGCUAGACAGGUACCGCGACGAGCUCGAGGCCAUGUUUGUCGUGUCGUCGGUCGAGCUCAACGGCGCCACGCCUGCCGACUGUCCGUUCUCGGAGGACUUUGAGGUGGGCGGGACCAAGUGCACGGCCGUGGUGCUGCCGCCAAAGCAGCCCAAGUGCCCGCGGUGCUGGCGCUAUGUGGCGCCGGCCGAGGACCAGCUGUGCGGCCGCUGUGAGGACGUCGUGGGGCGUGUGGGGCGUGAAACUACCCGAUAGACCUGUGUAUUAUGUAGAUGUAAACUUGUAUUAUACAGUACGCGAUAGACAAGACGUGCAGUCAUAGAUACCCGAGACGCUCAGUUUUCUUUCGGAACAUUCUCCCAGUCCAUCUAAUCUAUCCAGUUCCUUCCAGCUCCCUCAAUGCCUGAUCUUGGGGUUGAUUACCUUGCUGUACACUGUAGACAGGUGCCAGCAUUCAGGGUCCUGCCUCAAGCCGUGGUGGAGCAGGUCUACAGUAGUUGUGAAGUCGGUAUGUAUCCGUAUUACUAGUUCGAUCGAGCCUCGAGCUGCCCCACCAAAUUUCCGAUAAGCUCUUAUCGCCCC
Lasiosphaeria miniovina is the source of this 3328-nucleotide messenger RNA. RefSeq names its product tRNA synthetases class I-domain-containing protein. Gene Ontology annotation, biological process: isoleucyl-tRNA aminoacylation; mitochondrial translation. Gene Ontology annotation, cellular component: mitochondrion. Bases 146 to 3001 code for a protein of 951 amino acids. The record is from RefSeq and is a predicted model, not a curated record. The transcript is spliced from 3 exons. Gene Ontology annotation, molecular function: isoleucine-tRNA ligase activity; tRNA binding; ATP binding. Lineage: Eukaryota; Fungi; Ascomycota; Sordariomycetes; Sordariales; Lasiosphaeriaceae.